AGAGAGCGGCGUGUUUCGACGUCCACGGACGCGUCUCCACGAUUUACCGUGAGAACUCAGAAGGAUCUGAAGGCCCAGACAGACGCACACACAAUGGGCCUGUCCAGGCUCCAGGCUCUGCUCUGGUUUGGGGCCCAGCUGGUGCUCCCUCUGUGGGCCAAGCCGCUCACUCAGAGCACCAACACCUUCUACUACCAAGAUCUCCUCAAUGGCCUCAACAAAAAAGUAGAUGCCAGUGGAGUACAGCUGCACAUAGACUCGGCUGUGUCCUCCGUGAGCGCUCAGCAGGGGGGAGAGGUGACCCUUCCCUGCCGAUUCUGGUUUGAGCCUGAUCAGAAUCCUCCAAAACGAGUCCGGAUCAAGUGGUCCAAAAUGUCGUCCUCCAGAGAGAUAGAGACCGACGUGCUGGUGUCCAUGGGAGCCCGGAGCCGCAGCUACGCACACUACAGUGGGCGUGUCCACCUGAAGCAAGCCUCAGAAGGAGACGCCUCUUUGGUCAUCUCCGCUCUGCAGCUCAAUGACACGGGCUUGUACCGCUGUGAGGUGGUGGGAGGCCUGGAGGACCAAAGCACCUCCGUCUAUCUGGAGCUACAAGGGGUGGUGUUCCCGUACCAGCACCCUCUGGGCCGCUACCACCUGAGCUUCGGGGGGGCUCAGCAGGCCUGUACUGAGCAGGGCGCUACCCUGGCCACCUUCACCCAGCUCUAUGAGUCCUGGAGGGAGGGGCUGCACUGGUGUAAUGCAGGCUGGCUGGCAGACGGCACCGUGCAGUACCCCAUCACCCAGCCCCGCGCCAACUGUGGGGGCCCCGGAGUAGCCCCCGGGGUCCGCAGCUACGGCAAGAGACAUCCACACCAGCACCAGUAUGAUGUGUUCUGCUUCUCCUCGGCCCUGCCAGGCACAGUGUUCUACCUGCAGCCGGCCCACAGGAUGAGUCUGGCAGAGGCACAUCAGGCCUGUGAGCAGCAGGGGGCGCUCAUCGCUAAAGUGGGACAGCUAUACUCUGCAUGGAGGUUCCAGGGAUUGGAUCACUGUGAGGCCGGCUGGUUGGCCGACGGCAGCGUCCGCUACGCUAUUACCAAACCCCGCAAGAACUGUGGUCCCCCGGAGCCCGGGGUCCGCAGCUUCGGCUUCCCCCCUCCACAGCACAAGUACGGGGUGUACUGUUACAAGGAACACCAGGGAUGAUGAGGAACAAACGUCCACAUUGAAAAUUUAUCACUGACUAUUUUCUGACAUAUGUAUCUUUAAUGAAAGAAAUACUUUUGACUAUUUUCGAUCACAUAUGCUCCCACACGACAAUUCUCCAUAAAUAACAAGAGCGGAAUAGAAAACAAUACAUACAACUAGACAAACCUGAUGCAAUGUGCAGUAGUUUCAUUAGUGACGUGUACUUAAUGAAAGUACAAUUUUUAAACAAUAAAAGGUGAUGUGAAUCUGAAAUAUAAUGAGGUGGAAAUGAGGUGGUUGAGGUGGAAAGUCACCUGCAUGAUUCAUUGAAGAUGGAUGUGUAAUAUGUCAUAGCCAAAGGAACAAGCAGGUGGGGCCCCACCUCAAGUCCAAAUAAGAGUCAGGUUUGUGAAGGAACACGUGCCUUUCUUUUCUUUUUUUUGCAAUAAGCCUAUCCAUAAUGAAAAAAAAAAAAAAAGUUUUCAUUUUACUUGCCUUUUUUUUUCUUUUUGAAAAAAGUUCCAUAAUAGAAGAGAGCAGAGGGGUGAGCCUCGUGUAUGUGACAUGUAUUCAGUAUUCUGUCAUGUAUGUUUAUGUCAUGUAUGUGGAUUUUUAUGAAUAUAUUUAUAUCAGUUUACAAUAGUGUAGCCCAAAAUAUGAGAUUAAACCAGCCCUUUUGUAUGUUAUGGUUGAUUUUGGAGUGGGGGAAUCCAAACUAGGCUCUUUCCUUGUGUCUUUAUGCUGCAAAAAGUUUGUGUUCCAGAAGCAUGUCCUCGCUGUUGGGGGAAUGUUAUUAACAGUUAAUAUCCAGCUUUUCACCUCAGCUCAGAAUAUCCAUUGUGAGUGUCACAGUUUUGACUCAGUUACAUUCAAGAUCUUAAUGUUUAACAGAUUUAGCUUAACUUAAUGAAGUAAAUCAAUCUUAAUUAGUCUCUUCAAACUCUUCAAAUAAAUAUUCCUCCUGAAUUCAAAGUUCAGGUCUGGACU
Molecule: messenger RNA, 2157 nt
Organism: Boleophthalmus pectinirostris (great blue-spotted mudskipper)
Lineage: Eukaryota; Metazoa; Chordata; Actinopteri; Gobiiformes; Gobiidae
Product: hyaluronan and proteoglycan link protein 3-like
Exons: 6
Coding region: 94-1188 (364 amino acids)
Biological process (GO): cell adhesion
Molecular function (GO): hyaluronic acid binding
Source: RefSeq, a predicted model, not a curated record